Molecule: messenger RNA, 642 nt
Organism: Kwoniella botswanensis
Lineage: Eukaryota; Fungi; Basidiomycota; Tremellomycetes; Tremellales; Cryptococcaceae
Exons: 2
Coding region: 1-642 (213 amino acids)
Source: RefSeq, a predicted model, not a curated record
AUGUUCCCUAUGGCCCUUGCAUUCUUGAUCGCUCCUAUGGUAGCCAGAGCAGCUUCCUUCUCCGGCUGUAUGUCAAGUAGCAUUCCUCACAAAUCUCACUCAGGUCUUCAGAUUGUUAAUGUGGAAGGAACGGAAUGUAUCGAUCAAUGUACCGCAUCCGGAUUCGAAUACUCUUAUUCAUAUUACGAGGAGAUCGAUUCUGUUCACUACUGUCAUUGUGAUUCGGCGUCUUCAUUGCACGAACACAAGGACUCUCUGCGACCGGCAUACCAAGGUGAAAGGUGCUACGAAGGCGAUGCUACGGUAUAUCAUCUUUCCACCGAACUCACUUUCACCCACUGUGCUCAUUCCCUCACUUCGUCUGCCGAACAUCCCAUCCUCGGUCUGAUCGUCAAUACCCCCGCACAAUGCUUCGAACACUGUUCUUCCUCUGGGGCAUACCUCCUCCCUCCUCCAACAGGUCUCAAAGAUGGUCAAUAUGAAUGUUUUUGCCAACAAACCGAUAUCAAAGAAGAAGGCGUUAGCUCUUUCUGCAAUUCAGCAGCUUACAGGCGAUUCGACGCCCCUGCCAAAUCAAGUAGAUUGGUCUUCCAAUCCGCCGGAAACGAUAUCCAGAAACAGAAGCCUUUAACCUCUUCUUAG